AUGCUUUGGACUCUCCUCCCUGUCCUGCUGCCUGGUGCAGUCUGGGCCGUGCAAGCUGCAACUGAUGAUCCCGCUGCGCGGGCAUCUGCUGCGUUUAAGGAGGGCCGGUAUCGUGACGCGUCUGACCUGUAUACAAAUCUUAUUGACGCGGCACAACGCCCACCUGCCGCGUAUUAUUUUCUUCGUGCCGCAUCUUAUGAGGCCCAGCGCGAGAUAGCUAGGGCAGUUGACGACUAUCACAAGGUACUCGUGUUGUCGCAAAAACAGGAUGUCAAGGCUUAUGCUGAGAAGGCCAAGCUUAAAAUGGGACGUCUCUGCUUAACAGGGUGCAGUCUCCAGUGCUCAAAGAAGUACUCCCUGGCCCUGCUGGAUUCAGCUACGCGCACAGCUAUAGCCAAAACGGAUGAACAGUAUCGGCGGGCACCGAGCAUGACACUCGCAAAGCUGUCUGAGUUGGCAGAGACAUGCUCAGCAGAUCCUGAGCUAAGUAAGAUCAUAUUAGUUUCUCAGUUUCGCGCCGGAGCAGACAUCAGUGACAUAAAGAAGACCAUAGAGCGCCUGGUUAAAACGACAACAGCUGCCCCAUUCACCCUGCGCUCUGUGCUUGAGAUCUAUGAGAUAGUCUAUUUGCUUCAGGAGGGCAACUUCUCCAGUGUGACAAAACGCGCCAAAGCAGCGUUACAGAUGGAUCCUGAUGAUCAGUUUCUGGGGUCAGCCUACAAGAUUGCCAGAGCCCUUUCAGAGGGUGUUGCUAGCUUUAGCAACGCAACCCCGCUGUCUCACAAGCCCAAUCGGACCGUCAUUGCGAAGAUCUUUGGGGAUGUUGACAAGGCAGUCGGUCAGAUAGAUAAGUUCUUUGCCAAGGCAGAAAGCAGUGCGGCCUUCCUUCUAAAAGAUGCCUUCAAGACAAGUUUCAGACCAACCUUAUCAGGUGCAAAGACCCAGCUUAUGGGUGCGCUGAACAACUUCCGCUGUAUAUCUGAUCUAUACUUCCAGAAGUAUACAGAGGAGUAUUGCAGCUUUAGUGAUGCCAUGCUCGUCGACACUAGCAAAGAUCUGCGAAUUUCGUCUUUUAACAAGCACCUCUUAGCGCUCAUAUACGCUCUCCGCUCGAACAUCCUGUUGGUAUCUAUAAAUAACAAAUAUAGUAGGGGCCAGGACAUAGAAGACGAUGUGAAUCUGGCCGAGAAAAUUAUUAACUAUGCACACACUCUGGCCAUCGAGGCCAAUAGCCCCACUCAAGGCGACAUUGAGACAAUCAGCGACCAAGUCUUUACAUAUGUGCGCAAGGUCAUUGUUCCUGACUUUUAUAAGGUCCUGGGAGUGUCCCGCUCAACUCCGAUAGCAGAGAUCAAAAGGAAAUAUUAUCGCCUUGCAAAGGAAUAUCAUCCCGACUACACUCCAGCUGAUGCGACAGAGGAGGAGAAGGCUGUACGGCAGCGAAAGUUCCAACGAAUUGCAGAAGCUUGGUCUGUUCUUAGCGACGAGACUAAGCGGAAGGAGUAUGAUUCUGGCCAAUAUCGCCGUGAGGAGUUGGAGAGCCGCGAACAGGCGCACCAGAGACGCAAGAUGGGCAAAGCAAACCAGGGCCAGCAGCAGGAAACCUUCCACUUCCACACCGGAGGUGACGGGAACCAACACUUUUUCCGGUUCAAUGGCGAUGAUCAUCAGUUUUUCCGGUUCAUGAAUGGACAACAAUUCUUCCGCAUGUGA
Giardia duodenalis is the source of this 1713-nucleotide messenger RNA. Its product is annotated as Chaperone protein dnaJ. Gene Ontology annotation, biological process: protein folding in endoplasmic reticulum. Gene Ontology annotation, cellular component: endoplasmic reticulum. The record is from RefSeq and is a predicted model, not a curated record. Lineage: Eukaryota; Fornicata; Diplomonadida; Hexamitidae. Gene Ontology annotation, molecular function: protein-folding chaperone binding; misfolded protein binding. The transcript has a single exon. Bases 1 to 1713 code for a protein of 570 amino acids.